Molecule: messenger RNA, 1530 nt
Organism: Polyodon spathula (Mississippi paddlefish)
Lineage: Eukaryota; Metazoa; Chordata; Actinopteri; Acipenseriformes; Polyodontidae
Product: leucine-rich repeat-containing protein 3B
Exons: 2
Coding region: 419-1192 (257 amino acids)
Cellular component (GO): plasma membrane
Molecular function (GO): protein binding
Source: RefSeq, a predicted model, not a curated record
GCAACAGACUACCCUCCGCUCCACUCAUUCAUUUCAGCCUGCACGCCCAGGGAAGCGCAUCGAACCCCUCUCUGGGACCUCCCUUGUCAACACUUUUCUUGUGUUGAAGACCGAAUACGGUUCGAAACUGCAUAGAUGCAAACGCCUACAGCCAACUGUAUUAUAUUCAAGAAACAGAGAUCAUUCAAGUCAAAAUGUAUAAUUACUAGGAUAACUACGCCGUGGUACCCUUCUCAAUUGUGCGCUGUAGCAGACUAGAUUGCACCAAUGUGGAUCCAAAAUGAAAUAAACUUAUUAUGCCACCCUCUCUUCGAGCCGGUUGAAACAGUAAGGUCCACGCUACAAAAACUGGUGUCAUUGAUGCCUGUUGUUGGGUAAUCUAGGGAAGGAGGCCAUGUAAUUAUGCCGGCAGCGCAGCAUGAAUCUGGUGGACCUGUGGUUAACUCGUUCUCUCUCCAUGUGUCUGCUGUUACAGAGUUUUGUCCUGAUGAUACUGUGCUUUCAUUCUGCCAGUAUGUGCCCAAAGGGUUGUCUGUGUUCCCACACUGGUGGAUUAAAUGUCAGCUGUAGCAAUGCCAACCUCAAAGAGAUUCCCAAGGAUCUGCCACCUGACACUGUGCUCCUCUACCUGGACUCCAACCAGAUAACCUCCAUCCCCAAUGAAAUCUUCAAGGACCUGCACCAGCUCAAGGUGCUUAACUUGUCCAAAAACAUAAUUGGGUUUGUGGAUGAGCGUGCUUUCAAAGGCGUGGCAGGAACCUUGCAAACGAUCGACCUUUCUGACAAUCGGAUUAAAACAGUGCAUAAGAAUGCUUUCAGCAACCUGAAGGCAAAAGCCCAGAUCGCCAACAAUCCAUGGCAUUGUGACUGCACCCUUCAGCAGGUUCUGAAAGGCAUGGCAUCCAACCAUGAGUCUGCCAACAGUGUCAUCUGCAAGACCUCUGUACUUGAGGAGCAUGCUGGGAGACCGUUCCUAAAAGCUGAUGCCGACCUCUGCAAUCUUCCCAAAAAGACUACAGAUUACGCCAUGUUGGUUACCAUGUUUGGCUGGUUCACCAUGGUGAUUUCUUAUGUGGUGUAUUAUGUACGACAAAACCAGGAAGACGCAAGGAGGCAUCUUGAAUAUUUGAAGUCACUUCCAAGCAAGCCGAAGAAGCCAGAUGAAGCAGAUGAUAUAAGUACAGUUGUAUGACAUCAUUUAAACUGUAACAUGGCUGAAAUACUCUGGAAAUGUUUGAAAAGAACAACAUUUUACAGGAGCUCCUUUUCAACCUAGUCAUUCAUAAAAUAGAGAGAAUAAUUGCUGGGGGGAAAAAGUGUUAACAUUUAAAGCAUCAAGUGAUAACCAGAAUGAGAAAAUAUUUAUAGUUGUUUCAUCCCCUUUUGGUUAUCCUUGUGUAAAAUGUACAAUAGCCUUCAGUAAAUUUGUUCAUCCUGUGUUACAAGCACUGUGAUGGAUAAAUUAAGGAACUUUGAGAUCCUUCUGUUAACAGAAAAUAUUGGAUGCAAGGGUAGGUUUUGGUCAGAGUU